GCACAGAGUUAGAACGCAGAGUUCUGUAUUUAUACACUAAAAUAUUCACCGAAAAAAUAUAUAAUGUAUAAAAAUAAUUAAAUUAAACGCCAUUUUAUAGUUUCAUAAUCUGUGCAUUAAUUUUUGAAAGCAGUGAUUUAUAAUCUGUGUUAAAAUUUUAAAAGAAAUUCGCGCCCAAAAAUGACAUUUACGAGUUAAACUUGAGUGGCUGUGACAUUGUGUUAAUCUGCCUAAAAAGUGACAGUUGAGCUUAAAAUACUUGAUAUUUUAAAAAAGGAAUUCUUUUUUUUAAAUAUUCACAGCAGUGGAGGAUGAGUUAAUUUUUUUUUUCAAUACGAGUGCAAAGGUCGCCGGUGACAUUAUGCCGCAGAUUUUCUUCAAAAAAGUAAUGGUUGUGCGAGACCGUGGCAAUUUCGAGGAUGCCAGUUAUGUAAUCAACAGACGCUACACGAAGAGUAAGAUGUCACCGGUCUGCCACAACUUCGUACAGAAUGCGUGGAAGAAAGACUUCUGCUCGAACUGUUUUAAAUCGCGCGAGGAACAUGUUAAGCAGGAGAGGCCGACGGAAACCAGCAAAUACUCCGUGACUCCGUUCCAGAACAGAAGCACGUUCUUCAAGAAAACUCCUUCCAGUAUCCUUAAAAUACACCCAAAGAAAAAAGGAAAACGAAACGUACGAUUUCCCGAAGAAGUUUGUAGUGUUAUAGGAUACGGAGGCGAUGAUUGGUCAGAUGGUGAAGAAUUUGAAAUAUCAGAAGAAAAUGGCGACGAAGAUACCUUCCCAGACACAGAAGAAGAAAGAGAACUUCAUAGAAUUACAAAAUCUAACACUGACUUUAACACAGUUAAAGCUAAUUUACUAGGCGAAUCUCUCACGAAAUCGUAUACCUCGUUAUUAUUAGGGAAAGUCCAAACUGAUUCCGAUGGUAAAAAGAAGACAUUAAUGGUGUCGGUAACCCCUUUUGGCCAGGAGAACAAUGGUAAGAGUCCAAACGUAAAAACACAUAUUAGAAAGCCAGCCGUAAUUAAUUUAGCAGAACAAACAGAAGAAUCCUCCAGUUAUAAAACAAAUAUUAUCUUGUCCACGUACAUGAAAGAAUCUGAAACUAUUAUAACCACAGACGGGUCUAAGCCGCCAAAUGGUAUUUUAUGUACUGAAAAAUCAUUAUUGGAAGAAAUAUCGGAAACGUUACAACAAAAUAGAAUAAGUACAGAUCCUAAUUUAGUUCAAAGCGAAUGUAGUAAACCUUCUAUCGUGGAAGGUAAAAUGAAACAAAGUAUGCAAGAUGAGUGCGAAAGAAAAGAGAUGUGUGAAACUAAAAAGAAUAGUAUUGUAAGAAAAUCGCCAUUAAACAAAACCCAAGAAAGACCAAAAGUGAAUCUUAGUCGAUCAGAGUUCAAAUUUUGUAAAAUAAACAUUGAAAAUAGUAGUGUUGACUCUGCAGUAGGCACCCUCAACUCGACGGCAAAUAACUCGUUAACAUCAGAUGAUGAAAGUUUUAGUGGACGUGCAGAUUCUGAUAAUGAAGACAGCGGACAUUUCUCAGAAGGCCACAAAAUUGAAGAAACUGUUAAAAUAAAAGUAUUCAAUGAAGAUAAAAAUAUUAAAAUGUCUCCUAUUGGCCAACUACGCAAAGUAGACGGGCAAGCAAGUAACGGGUAUUCUACAUUCCAAAGUCCGAUCAUUGACAUGCCGCCAAUAAUUCCGAAACAACCGGAAACGAUAUUCUCAGCUGAUGGCAGUCGCGAGUUAGCGGGUGAGCCAGAUGGCAGGGCAGACCCUGAUGACACAAGCGAGGCACCAGCCUUACCUAGCAGCCCUGUCCCUACUAUGGAUCCACGACCAUCAUUUUUGCACGGUAUGAUAACCGAUAUAAUGCCUAUAAAACCGGUCCCCCCUGAAAAACCUAAACUUCCUGUCAAACCGGUUAUGAAACAAAGUAAAAAGGUUACGUCACCACCGCAGGUUGUUAUGCAUUUGCAAACAUCAAAGAAAGACGAGGAAGAAAAUGGUAUUAAAUACUCAAAUGAUCACACAAAAAGUGAAAUUAAUGAAUACCGGUCAGACUCCGUUUAUUACGCGAAACCAGUGCUCACGAAACAGGACAGCGAUACGUCUUUGAAUAGUUUGUGCAAGCGCAAAGCACCCACACCUCCUCUGUCACCUACCGAAGAAUACUCUAGUAAUCUAUACCAAAGAAAUCCAAACGGCUUUAUGAAAUCAGACUCGCCUGUUGUUAGAGAAAUGGAGAAGCGAGAAAGAGCCGUAAUGUCUUCCUUACCGAAAAAUAGAUCUUUGGAUGACGAUAAUAAAAAGGAAGUAACUCCGGAACCGGCCCCAAGAAGAAACAUUUCACUAUCACACGACAAUCUACUCUUGGACGAAAAAAGGAAAGGCAAGAUAAAGUUUUCUAUAAAAAAGUUACUCCGUAUCGGAUCUUCCAAGGAUUUGGAUAAGAAAGAGCUAAGCGUUGCCCAAGUCACAAAAGUUACAGCCAAGACCGAAGAAAUAUACGAUUUGACCCCGAAACCUAAGCCGCGUCUUGUCAUCAUACAUCCUUUAGACAUCAACGGAUCAAAUGUUGAAGUUGUGAAGUCGAAUUGUGAAAUUUCUGAGAGCUUACGUCGCUUGAGUCAUGAGGAUGUCUCGUCCAUAUACAGCGGGAGUAAUUCCGCAACAGAUGACGCACCAGCGAGGGUAGUCAACAAACCACCUCCUCCCCCCAGGAUAUCCAGCGAAGAUUAUAAGACUGCGACCAAUGUGCCAAAACCUGCGAGACCGCCUCCUCCAAAAUCGAUUGCCUUGCAAAAGAAACAGAAACAACAAGCUUGGUCAAAUACUCCAAAGCAGGAUGACAACAUUUAUGCUAAUUUAGGAGAGAUCCGAUCGGCGCUGGCGCCAAGGAAACCGGAGCGGACGGCGAGUAUGCGCGAACGUGAGACUCAUCUCGAACUAGUCAAGCGUAGGACUUCACUGGACGAUGAAAAAGAUGACGUGGACGAACCACAAGAACUCGUACAAGCUACCAACGAUCCUGUAAUACACAGUUAUGACGACGUUUACAACAACGCGAAAUACGACGAAGAGAAUUGUGAUUCAGCCAAAAAUAGUGACAGCGAUUAUGAAUACGUGAGCCACGCGAGAUCUAGCUCUCCCGAAUGUGAUGCAGCCAUCAAAACAAGAGCAGAAGAGAGAACUGAACGGAAAGCUGAAGAUACAGUGGAGUUCCCUAAAUACAACUUCAGAUCUUCCCUCCCAUACUGCGGCAGCGAAACUGAAUCUGAAAUAUAUUCCCCGUACAGUUUCUAUAGCACAGAUAAUAUCGACAGUCCUACGAAUGACGAUUACCAGAAUGACAUGACUCCGAAGAACACUACCAACAAAUUGAGAGUAAGGAAGGGAAGGAGCGUGGUGCACAAGAAUCUGGAGGAUAAUUACGGCGCAGUGGUUAUAGCUAAUCACGAGGCGCUGGCGCAGGUUUUGGAACAGGUCCAACAAAGUGCAGCCAUGCAACCAUCAUUACGAGGGCUCAAGGCGUCAACGAAUCUCCGUUGGAGCGACUUCACCAUCCAACAAAGCAAAACCCACACCAAAGCUGGCAAGAGGUUCUUCUACCCAGCGCUGUGGAACUCUACCCAGGGUCCGGCGCAUGUGACCCUGAUGCUGUAUAAAGAGCAGAUGGUCUCGCAAAUGGUCUGCCAGUCCGUUCAACCGACGACCCUCAGUUUGAAUGCCAUUACGGAGUUCUGUGACUUGGUGCCGCUGCAACAGUUUGGGGAGGAUGGUGAAGAUUUGGUACAAGCUACAAUAGUCGUUCUGGCACACGCGCAAGUCGACACGAUCCAGUCCUAUGGGGAAGACCUGCACUCGACCAAAGACCAGCCCCAGAGCGACCAGAUCCACGAAGCCAUCUUCAUGAUGCUCCAACUCAUCAACGGGCUGAAGUGUCUCCAAGCGCGAGGAGUGGAGGAGAUCCCAGAGAGCUUGGCCUCCUUCAUCGUGCUGAGAGAACUGCAGCCAUCCCACGGGAGUACGCUGAAUCUGCCUUCGCCUGAUGAUAGACUUACCUCCCUGUCUGCGCCCAAGACUAAUUGUUAUGGACGGCUGUGUAUAUUGCAAGGACUGACAGACGACAUGAACUGCAGCAAAUCAACAGACGAAGACCUCAACUCUCUGUGCAAAUGUGCCACAAAAGCCACCGAAAUUCUUCUGCCAGGAGACAAGCUAACGCCACUCAUCAAGGAGAUACUUCUAGAAGAAAGAGCAGUUUCCUUGAACCAAGCGAAAUCAGUGCUAGAGUUCAUGCUUUGGGCACCUUUUGACGUCGUUCAAGGGGUACCUGUCGAAGAAAGGGAACUUUCUCUACAGAGAUGGUUAGAUCUGGAAAGGGCAACAGUUUUACACGGUUUGGUUAGAACAAGAGUUCAACUAAAUGUCUUCGAACAAUUGCACUUGAUGUUCUUAGUACGGUCCACUGCUAAAGCAAUGUGCGACGCUUCGGUGUUACUUGAGAAAGCCAAUGUUAUAUAAGUUGAGUUAUAAAACUUGUUGAGUUAUAAAACAUAUUGAAAUAAAAAAUGGUUAAACCCAUGAGAAUAUUUUCCCAUUUGACGUUUUGUUUGACACAUUGCAUGAACAAGCUUAUAACUAAGAACCGUAUACGGGCAUAAACCGAUGAUACUCUUGUAAGUUUAUCCAUUUUGCUAUUUCGGUGUUAACUUAAGUUGUGAGAGUAGGACAGCGCCAUAGGAAGUAGAGAGAGACGGUAUGCUUCUGAGUAUAAGCUACGACUUACGUGUCCGACCGCUCAGAGAUUGCGUUUCUGAUAGGUCGUGAUCGAAUGGGCGAUGUAACUUCAAACUGGCAUACAGCGCCGUUAAACUGCGCUGAUUCAAGGUCAUGCCAAUUGUUUGUCUUUGUAGUGAUGAGACAAAAGACGAGGCAAUUAUACUUGAAGAUGUUUGUCCCAUUCAAUCACGACCUGUCAGAAAAGCAAUUUCUGAGCGGCCGGACAUUACCAGAGAUAUUAUAUAUCAAAUUAAUCUAUGUGUGUAAAAUAACAAUUAGUACGUACGUACUACGCGAGAGUAAAUCUAUAUUGGUGUAAUAUAAAAAGAUAAAUAACAAUAAAUUCCGGCCAUUAGAAGAUUUCGCAUAACUUUUUGAAAUUAUUAUGAAACGGAUACCUAAUUUUAUAAUUAUUUACCUAUACGUAGGUAUCCCUGUAUGUAUAGUCGUCUAAUAUUGUAGUAAGUACCCGUACCUAGAAAAAUUAUGUUGUGACCGAUUUUUCCUUAAAAUAGGUCAUAAUAUAAUCUGUCAUCGAAAACGCGUUGCUCGCUUAGACUAAAUAGGAUCUUAUAAUUUAUGUAUUAUAAUUUUCCUUAUAUUUUUGACAUAAAAUAGUUUUUCUUUUCUCACAUCUACAAGAUAUUUCGAACUAAAUUGGUAGUUGUAGUAUUGUUUCUUUAGUCGUCAAGUGUAUGAUUAAUACAUUUAAGCUUUACUCGAAUUAUUUAUAUGUGCGUGUGUAUAGCUAUUUCAAAUUAAAUUGUAUUGUUUUACAAAAGUAAAACUAGAAGUCUCUUAGUACUAAAAACCACUAUUAAAAUUUUCUAAAUUGUCAAUAAAGUUACUUCGUACCUCAUAAAAUUAAAAAAAAAUUAAAAAAGAAUGUUUUAGUCACACGCACACAAAUUUAUAUUAAAUAAUUUGUUAUUUAUAAGAUUUUAUUUAAAUUAGGCACCAGUAAGAAACCGAUAUUUAUUGACGUAAAGAAUUGGCACGUUUAAAUAUUUAUUGUUAUUUCAUUUUACGUCAUUUGUUAUGAAUUUCAUUUUGGCCUUCACUUUUUAUCAAACGACACAAAAUUCUUGCCAAUUUUUGCAUAUCGAAAAAUGUAUAUCCGGUAACACUCGGCAAAAGUGGUAACUAAACAUGGCCGAUAAUAAAAAAACGAUUAUUAUCGAAAAAUCGAUAAAAUUCGUCUACAAGCAAAACAGUGCCAAUAGUAUAAGCUACCUACGUCACGCACCGAUUUAAUUAUUGGCGCGCCGAUUUUUCUUUAACUUAAUUAAAAUGACGCGAAAAUUCGUGAUAAACUCAAAAUCAGGGACUGAUUUAUAUAUACUCACAUACGUAACCGGUGCCUUAUGUAUUAUACACAUCUAAAUGUACAUUUUAACACUUGUAAUUUAUAUUACUUAUAGUUAUUUAGUUCUGUAAGCGAUGCUACAGUUCAAAUGUUUAAUUCUCUAUUAUAAGAAUUCAUCGAAUAUAAAAUAAACAAAUUACAUAUGAA
This is a messenger RNA of Bicyclus anynana (squinting bush brown), 6302 nucleotides long. RefSeq lists its product as uncharacterized. The record is from RefSeq and is a predicted model, not a curated record. Bases 362 to 4531 code for a protein of 1389 amino acids. Lineage: Eukaryota; Metazoa; Arthropoda; Insecta; Lepidoptera; Nymphalidae. The transcript has 6 exons.